AUGUCCACCCACCCAUCCGAGAGCGACAUGCUGACUGUGCGCCAUGCCGUCACCCAAAUCCACUACGCGCUCUCUCGCCGUCCGUGUCAGACCAAGCUCGGGCACGAGAAUAUGAAGAACUGGUACAAUAUGUUCUUCGCUGCGCUCGACAAGGCCUACGACUUCCAGGCGCAGUUCAAGUUAAACACCUGGCCGCGCUACACCCUCGGCGCCUUCUACGAGUACGAAAAAUCCCGGCACGUCGCUGGAUACGCCGGGUCUCCAUUCGAGAUCGUACCCAUUGCCGACACCGCGGCUGCUCAGAAGGCUGGGUACAAUUUCGACUUGCACAUAGUCGGUAAUGACCACGGCCAGAUUGGACUCUUGCCGGAGCAGGACGUCGACCUUAGUUGGUGUGACAUCGAAGCCACAGUGACAGACUCACAGUCGACGGGGGAUGGAGCUAACAAGUCAAGCACCACGAAGUCCGGAGCUGCGAAGAGCACCGAGGGUACGAAGAGUGCCGGGGUUCCGAAGAUUGCCGAUGCUACCGAGAACACCGGUAGUUCAAAGACUACCGGUACUACGAAGAACCGCAAAACCUGCGAAGGGGCGCGCAAGAGGUUUAACCCGAGGAUGUCACGGCCCAUCAAAAAGCCUGCUGAACCGGCAAAGCCUGCCCGUCGUCAGCUGACCAAAGACAAGAAAGGCAAGGGUCGGGCGACAACGGUAGAGGUGACUACCGAUGACGAUGUCAGCAACGAAGAAGAAGAAGACGACGAGAGCGAGGAGGAAACCCCUCUCCAAGACACGUUCGAUCACCAAGAAGGCAGUGUCUUUUGCGACCCCCACGACGCCACCGCUGUCCAAGACGAGGGGGCGACAUCAGCGGCACCGGAGCCGCCAAAGAGGACCACCGCUACGCCGAAGAAGAGGGCGAGGAGCCAGAGUCGUGAUGUGACGAGGACUGCCGGGACGAAUUCCGGUGAUGAAGACAACGCUCCGUCCGGCGGUGGUAGCGGCAAGACCACCACCAAGAAGCCAGUGAAGCGAGUCCUCCGACCCGCUCAUCCCGACCAUGUCGCGCCGGAGAAGAACUUCGACCCGUUGCCCGACCACAAAGGCCGGAUCCCGGUCUAUGUGAUUCGAAAGGACGGACCAAUGGCACACUUCCGGUGUGGACGUUGCAAGGCUGCCGGCACCGACUGCCGGAUCCUCAUCUUCGACGGGUCGUACUGCAAGUCUUGCCGCACGAAGAAGAUGGCCUGCGACCUCUCGCCCAUUGGGCACGGUAGGCUCGGCGCCGCGGCAUACCGCUCAUACCGGGCCUUCGUUCAGUUGGCGAACCCGGCGCGGUAUCCAGACCCGGUAUUGGUUUCUCGUUUGCUCUUGGCUCUCCAGGACUCGGGACUCGCGGACUGGUUCUUUGACUGGUACUGGGACUUCUACGAACUCGAUCUGGCGACACGGCAGAAGAUGAUCAACGACCCCAAGUACCACAUCGACUUGCAUUGGCGGAAUGAAGGACGCCCAUUCGGAGGGAUCGCUGGUGACGUAGAGGUGAUGCCGAGGGGAAGGAAGUCUAACACCGACAAGGAUACCGUGCCACGGCAAAAAAGCAACGAGAUCGACGAAGACGAUGCUAGCGACGGCGAGCACGAUGACGAAAAAAUGACCGAGGCUGAAGGAGGAUACCACAGCUCUUCCGAACGUGCUGCUAAGAAGAGGCGCGUUACCGGAAGGUCGAAGUCCGUCUCAUCGACGCCAGUCUCAUGUACGCCCUCCGUCACCGGCAUUGGAUCGCGCAACCAGCCACCUCCACCGCCUGUGGACCCCUUGCGCGACUUCCAGCCAGAAUCACUGGUGGCCGCUCCCACCAUGGAAGCCACUAUCCGCGCGAUGCAAGCGCAGAUCCACGAGAUGGCGCACGAAAUCGCGGCUCUGAAGGCUGCUAUGUAUCCUAAUAAUACCGGUAAUAUGUUCGCCGGCAGUCAGUUCAUAUGGCCGGCAGUCCCCACCGUGAACCCCUUCGCCCAGUAUCCGGCUGGAUUCACUGCACAUGGCGGAGAUGAGUACACACAGAACGGUGGCUACUUUAACCCUCAAGCCCACACCUCUGGUAUUCCCGGUCCCAGUCAGCAGGGUGUGCCCGACCCUUAUGAACGCAUCGCCAAUCUCGGCCAGUUCGGCACUCAUAAGGAUUUGCAGUCAACGUCGCCUUCUGGCUCCGUGCCAAUAGACUGGUCGGACAGCGGCCUCGGAUGCAGUGCCGGGGGAAUCGGGAGUUCGGUCUUUGUCACCUCCUCCGACGCUCACACCGGUAUUGGCCUUGCCGGUCCUGCUGCCGGCACAUCUCCGACUGUGACCAUCACCUCUCAUGGUGCUGACUCCGGCCCUUCCCCUGCUGGUCCAGAGCCUCUCGCUGCCGAUAUUCGUGGGGUGGGCACGUCGCCUGUUCCUCGUCCGCACGGGCACGAAAAUAAGACCGACGGCAAUGCACAUGUGGAUGUAUCCUCCACGCCCCACGACACCGAUCUUGGCAAGCCUGCCGAAGCUGGCGUUGACAUGGUACCCAUCGUGACGCGCACCGAUGCUCCCUCCGGUGCUGCUGACGGACUCGCCACCAGAGAUCACAGGGAGGCGGAUGCUGAGACCGAUAGGGAAAGCGAUCGCGAUGCGGAUGGGCAAGAGGAACCUGAUGAGGGGUCAGGCGCGGGUCAUAACACCGGCAGGACUCCGGUGAAGGAGUUGGCGAAGUUGCCCGAGGAUGCUGAUGGGGCGCAGGACAUGGACAUCUCUGCAUGA
Epithele typhae is the source of this 2784-nucleotide messenger RNA. RefSeq lists its product as uncharacterized. The coding region runs from base 1 to 2784 and encodes 927 amino acids. The record is from RefSeq and is a predicted model, not a curated record. Lineage: Eukaryota; Fungi; Basidiomycota; Agaricomycetes; Polyporales; Epitheliaceae. The transcript is spliced from 16 exons.